UUGGCUUCACCGAAGACGCAUCAAUUUUGAAGUCAUAUAGGAGAUAUAGACAAGUCUAAACCCUAUGACAAGUCUUUUAGGGAAAUAUGCAUUUCGAGUGGCAGAGUUGGAGGAAUGAAAUGACGAGACAAAUGUGAUCCAAAGACUGCUUAGUCGUGUUUUAAGACGUUUAUUUAUAAGAUGUAUAAAGAGACAAAUUUAUAAUACCGAGCAUAGGGAAAUACAGAGAAAGCAAUCAGCAGAGGAACAUGUCUCUAAAUAUUUAAGGGAAUAUACACAUCUUUUUCUAAAUAUUUAUUUUUAGUCUGUGGCGAAUAGGCAUGAUGAGUGCAUUGUCACAGUCAACGCAAGUCCAGACCAACCUGACCAUCCCUCCUGGGCAUUUACUCAGUUCAAGUGCUUGGCAAGGAACACAGCUGGUAACACUCAUCUCAAAGGAAACAAAAGUUUUAUAUUCUGAUGGCUUGGGUGUGGUUGACUUCCAUCCUUCUGCAGACGCUGCCAUCAUUUUUGUCAGUGAAGCAGACUUGUUGAGUGGUGGGAGCUUCAAGAGGCGUAUUGUCAAGUUCCGUCAAGCAAACACCAGCUUAAGAGGGAUUGUCGUUGCUCAGAAAACACCCCAUACACAGGAACCAUUCUCAGACUUGCAGAAGUUUGUCUGCAUGGAACUUGAUCUUGCUAUUGUGCCAGUCAAAACAAUAUCUGAGGCUGCUCAACUUCUUGCACAGAUGGUUAGAUGCGAAGCUAAAGUAAACAUCAACCCAUUCUGUAUGAAACCAAAAACGGUGAACAGUGCAGAUGCUGGGAUAUUGGCAACUGCUACAGCUGUCCCUGGCUUAGGUGAAAAGCGUGCACGGCAACUGCUUGAACACUUUGGAUCUCUUCAUAAGAUUGCAAAUGCAACGCAGGAAAACCUAGCUAGUGUUGUGGGAAAUUCUACAGCUUCUAGUGUGUAUGAUUUCUUUCAUGGAAUUCAUUUAUGAUACCAUGAUAUUGUAUAAAUGUUUAUUUUAGUUUAUACAUCUGUUCAUUUUACUUUAUAUAUAUUUUUUGAUGUUAUGGUGAUGACCACACUUUUAGAAAAGAAAGGCAAGUUGAGGUAUAUUUUUCCAAGCUCUGUUUCAUAUUGUUAAAAAUCAGUUUCAGAAUGAUGCAUGAUUUGAUUUUUAUGAAUAAUUAUAUACAUAUGAAAAAUGUGGAUGUGAAUAAUACAAGUUACCAUUCAUGCA
Penaeus vannamei (Pacific white shrimp) is the source of this 1229-nucleotide messenger RNA. RefSeq names its product Fanconi anemia core complex-associated protein 24. Gene Ontology annotation, biological process: interstrand cross-link repair. NCBI's taxonomy places the organism in Eukaryota, Metazoa, Arthropoda, Malacostraca, Decapoda, Penaeidae. Gene Ontology annotation, molecular function: chromatin binding. Gene Ontology annotation, cellular component: Fanconi anaemia nuclear complex. The record is from RefSeq and is a predicted model, not a curated record.